AUGAACCUGCGCGAGAACGUCAAGUUCGUGAUGGACGGCCUAGAGGCUGCGACGCAGGCGGCGCGCAACCCCAGCGGGUCCAAUAUUCAGGUCGCCUACUCGCUCCCUCCCGAGGGGGGCAGCGGGUUCGGCGACCUGGUGUACGCCACGGUCCCUCUGGGCUCCGUGGCGACGAAGGUCGCCCGGGACUGGCUCGCAAACGAGCUCUACGAGCCGUCCCGGCGCGGCAAAAUUGAUGCGGCCUGCAGGGACCGAAAGGUCGCCGACCUGAUCACGGCUGCUGGCGCCUCGGCGCCGGCCGACGCCGUGUUCAGCGGCAGGUUCGCGACGGGCGAGGCGCCCCGCCCGACGACCUCCGCCUCCAAGGCGGACGAGGGCGACGGCGUCGGCGGCGAUGGCGGGACCGGCUUCGACCUGUUCGGGCCGGACCCCACCCCCAUGGAGGAUCUCUGA
Messenger RNA from Emiliania huxleyi CCMP1516, 453 nucleotides. RefSeq lists its product as hypothetical. The transcript has a single exon. Lineage: Eukaryota; Haptophyta; Isochrysidales; Noelaerhabdaceae. Bases 1 to 453 code for a protein of 150 amino acids. The record is from RefSeq and is a predicted model, not a curated record.